GUAGCAGGUUUAUGCGAAAUUCCAUAAAAAUGCCCCGCCUCGCCGUUUGAGCUUCCCCCGACCUUGCUUCACUCUUCCGGCACAACAUGUUCGAUUCCGCUGGUUCUGAACCCUAGCUCCAUCUUCAGGUGUGAUAUCAAUAUCUAGUUGGGGUAACCAAGAAAAUGGAGAAUGGGGAACAUUCGAAUAAAGUCAUGGAAGGAGAGGAAAAAAGGAUCUUUCUUAAUUCUGAUUACAAAUUAAAAGAAAAAUUUUUACAGAUAAAUGGUCCAAAAGAUUUGAGAAGUGAACGAAGGGAUGUUGAUGAUUUUGAUACAAAGAAUCCUGAAAAUAUAACUGAUGCUAUUGCUGGAAAGGCUUCCGUCGAGGAAGAUUUAAAGUUAGAGGGAUUAGAUGGUAUUUCAGAUGAUAGUGAGAGUGAUUCCGUUGCCUUGUUCAGUGAUGAAUCUGCUGAUGAAGAAACAUCCUUAUCAGGAAGUGAUGAUGAAAGGAUUUCUGAGGCACCUUUAACUGAUUCAGAGAUUGAAGAAUUAAUAGAAGAGUUUCUUGAACUUGAGAGCAAGGCUUCAGAAGCUCAAGAAUCACUUGAGAAGGAUUCUCUUGCUCAGGUCGAAAAGGAAGUUAGAGAAGAGCUCUCACAAAAUCUUCAUGGGGAUGCUCUUGAUCUUGCUGUAUCAAAUGAAAUGCAAACAUUCAGAGAGGAAUGGAUGGCUGUGCUUGAUGAUCUCGAGACUAAGAGUGCUCUGCUAUUGGAGCAACUCGAUGGUGCUGGAAUCGAGCUCCCUGCUCUGUAUAAAUGGAUUGAAAGUCAAGCUCCUAAUGGCUGUUGCACUGAAGCUUGGAAGAAGAGGAAUCAUUGGGUUGGUUCCCAGGUUUCCAAUGAAACCAAUCUAUACAUUAGGGAAGCUGAAGAGUACCUCCAAUCCUCUCAUCCUGUACAGAAGAAACAUGGCAAACUUCUGGAGGUUGGCGCUAGUGGAUUUCUUAUGAAGAUGUUCUCUGUUGGUGAUAGAAAUAAAAUAGGAGAUUGGAAUUCAUUCAGUGAAUUUAUUCAGUCUCAGAAAUGUUCCGAGGGUAAUUCAUUUGGCAGCAAGAACUGGGCGUCUGUUUACCUUGCAAACACACCUCAAGAGGCCGCUAAAUUGGGUUUAAAAUUUCCCGGUGUUGAUGAGGUAGAGGAGAUUGGAGAUAUUGACUUUGAUUCAAGAGAUCCAUUCUAUUGUGAUGCAAUUGCAAAUGAAAAAGAACUUGAUCUCUCUGAAGAGCAAAAGAGAAACUUCAGAAAGGUACGGGAAGACGAUGAUGCCAAUUUCACACAUAAAUUACAUCAGCGCUUGAAGCGACAACGACAAAAAAUCAAAAGAUGCAGGAUGCCUGUUGAUAAAGAUGCCCUCAGUGGUUUUUCUUCAAAUGAAUGUCAAGUAGAUUCUACAUUGCAAAACUAUCCUGAAAAUGGUUCUGUGGAUGUUAAUAAUGGUGAUAUAUCUGCAAAACCUAUUGGGAAUAAUAUGGAUUUUACAAAUAUACCUGAAAGUACUACCCACAAUUGUAAUGGUGACUGGAGUCGUUCUCCUGAUAUUGAGGAAUUUGAACGAAAGAGCAAGCGUUGCAAGACUGUUUUCAUAGACAGUGAUGACGAUGUCCUAAUAAUGGAGAAUCGUGUUGUUCCGAGAGCUGAUGGUGCAUCCGACACAGAACUUCACUCACCAAAGAAAGUUAAAACUAUUGAUAUUAUUGAUAUUGAUAACAUGCCAUCUCCAGAUCUAGAAAACAAUACAAAUCUUGAAAAAGAAAAAGAGUUUUUGUGUACAGCGUGUUUUGAUACCCUUAAGAGUUCUCUAGCGUGCAGGCAUCCACUUUUGGGAGUUGCUGUCUGUGGACGCUGCAAAUCUGUUAUUGAUGAAAAGAUGCAAGUCAAGGGUACUUUCUCAGGUGAAUUCUGUGCAUGGUGUGGAAAAUGUGAUGACUUGGUGAACUGUAAUACUUGUAAGAUGCUUUUCUGUGAAACAUGCAUAUCAAGGAAUUUCGGUAAAGAAAAUUUAUCAGAGGCUAAAGCUAAUAAUUGGAGUUGUUACUGUUGUUUACCUAUUUUAUUGCAUCGGCUUAUAACCGACUGUGAUAAGGCCCUCGGAGUUUUGCCCACAUCGAGCUCUGACAGUGAUUCCACCUUUUCUGAUGCUGGCAUCGAUGUAUCAACAAGCAAGAGGAGCAAGAAAAAAAUCAGGAGAAUCCUGGAUGAUACCGAACUUGGAGAAGAAACCAAGGAAAAAAUAGCAAUAGAGAAGGCCCGGCAAGAAUAUCUAAAAUCAAUGCAAGCACAGGUUACUAAUAAAUCUCAUGGUAAAGCUCUAGCAGAAAUUAACAUAAGCACUUCACCAAUGGAAAAUACCCGAAUGUUAGAUGAUCCAAGAGAAGGCUAUGUAGUUAAUAUUGCUAGGGAGCAUGAUGAAGAUCCUGUUAGAAUUGCCCCUAGUCUAUCUACGAUGUUGAAGCCACAUCAGGUUGAAGGAAUAAGAUUUAUGUGGGAGAACAUUAUACAGUCUGUAAAAAAGGUUAAAUCAGGGGAUAAAGGUCUUGGAUGUAUUUUAGCCCAUACCAUGGGCCUUGGGAAAACUUUUCAGGUGAUAGCGUUUUUGUACACGGCCAUGAGAAACGUUGAUUUAGGUUUGAGAACUGCACUUAUUGUUACUCCGGUAAAUGUGCUUCACAACUGGAGACGAGAAUUUUUGAAGUGGAAGCCUAGUGAUUUGAAGCCUUUUCGUGUUUGGAUGCUUGAGGAUGUUGCCAGAGAGAGAAGAUCAGAACUACUUGCGAAGUGGAGAACUAAGGGUGGCAUUUUUCUGAUAGGAUAUGCUGCUUUCCGAAACUUAUCUUUUGGACGACAUGUGAAGGAUAGGAAUAUUGCUACUGAAAUUUGCUAUGCUUUGCAAUAUGGACCAGAUUUUCUGGUUUGUGAUGAGGCCCAUAUGAUCAAGAACAAAAGGGCGGAUAUAACCCUUGCUUUGAAACAAGUGCGGACACAAAGAAGAAUUGCUUUAACGGGAUCUCCCCUGCAGAACAAUCUGAUGGAAUAUUAUUGUAUGGUUGAUUUUGUAAGAGAAGGAUUUCUGGGUAGUAGUCAUGAAUUCCAGAACCGGUUUCAGAAUCCCAUCGAGAAUGGGCAACACACAAAUUCUACUGCACUUGAUGUAAAAAUUAUGAACCAAAGAUCACAUAUUUUAUAUGAACAGCUUAAAGGAUUUGUCCAACGAAUGGACAUGAAUGUGGUUAAGAAAGAUCUACCUCCAAAGACUGUUUUUGUAAUUACCGUAAAGCUUUCUCCAUUGCAAAGAAAGUUGUACAGAAGAUUCUUAGAUUUGCAUGGAUUUACUGUAAACAAAGUUUCUUUCGACCAAGGAAGGAGGCGCACUGGUUUCUUUGUAGCCUAUCAGACUCUCGCUCAGAUAUGGAAUCAUCCCGGGCUAUUGCAAUUGGCGAAAGAGCACAAAGAUGGCUUAAAGCGAGAGGAUGCCGUUGAAAAUUUCAUUGUUGAUGAAUCAUCGAGUGAUGAGAAUGUGGAACAGAGCGACAUAAACAAUGGAGAAAAGCUGAAGUGCAAGAAUAAUUUUAUGCCUAAAUUGAAUCAUGAGGAGAGUGAGUGGUGGUGGAAAGAUCUUCUUAAUGAUAAGAUGUACAAGGAAGUUGAAUACAGUGGUAAAAUGGUUAUACUUCUUGAUAUCCUAUCAAUGAGUUCGAAAAUUGGUGAUAAGGCAUUAGUGUUUAGCCAAAGCUUGACGACACUCGAUCUGAUUGAACAUUUCUUAUCAAAAUUACCCCGAAAAGGAUCAGAAGGGAAAUAUUGGAAACAAGGCAAGGAUUGGUAUAGGUUAGAUGGAAGAACCGAUGGUUUAGAGAGGCAAAAGCUUGUUGAGAGAUUCAACGAGCCGACAAAUACAAGGGUAAAAUGCACACUAAUAUCUACUCGAGCUGGAUCUCUGGGAAUAAACCUUCAUGCCGCUAAUCGAGUUAUCCUCGUCGAUGGUUCAUGGAAUCCAACUUAUGAUCUUCAAGCCAUAUUUCGUGUUUGGAGAUAUGGGCAAAAUAAACCUGUUUAUGCUUACCGGUUAUUGGCACAUGGCGCCAUGGAAGAAAAGAUCUACAAGAGACAGGUGACAAAGGAAGGGCUUGCCGCUCGGGUUGUCGACCGGCAACAGAUACAUCGAACCAUGUCGAAAGAGGAGAUUCUUCAUCUCUUUGAAUUCGGAGAUGAUGAAAAUCUUGAUAUUCAUGAAGAAAAAGAAGGGAAAAUGGUUUUGCUUAAUCAAGCUAAACUUAAACGUUCCCAACAGAACUCUCUUCCUGGUGUUUCCCACUCUGAUAAGAUUAUGGAAAGCUUACUCAGCAAACAUCAGCCCCGGUGGAUCGCAAACUAUCACGAACAUGAAACCCUUCUACAAGAGAACGAAGAUGAGCGACUAUCGAAGGAGGAACAAGAGAUGGCUUGGGUUAGUUUUCAAAGAUCUCUCAAAUGGGAAGAGGUUCAUAGGGUAAAUUAUGACGAAAAUAUGGAUAGAAAAUCGUCGACCCCUCAAGUUUCUUCGGUAGAUCCUCCAGCUCUUCCUCCUUUUCCACCUGCUCAUCCUCCCCAACAAAGCAAAGGAAGCUCAAGAAGCCAUCAAUCUUCCCAUCAGAGAAAAUGUAGUAAUCUUGAUCAUUUAUUAACUUUAAGAAGCAAGGGAAUCAAAUCAGGUUCAAGCACUGGUUGUGAGAAAUGCUCUCAAGAGAUCAGUUGGGAAAACCUUAAUAGGGAUGGGAAAAACAGAUAA
This is a messenger RNA of Phalaenopsis equestris, 4805 nucleotides long. Its product is annotated as protein CHROMATIN REMODELING 20. The record is from RefSeq and is a predicted model, not a curated record. Gene Ontology annotation, molecular function: ATP binding; ATP-dependent chromatin remodeler activity; ATP hydrolysis activity. Gene Ontology annotation, cellular component: nucleus. The transcript is spliced from 26 exons. NCBI's taxonomy places the organism in Eukaryota, Viridiplantae, Streptophyta, Magnoliopsida, Asparagales, Orchidaceae. The coding region runs from base 165 to 4805 and encodes 1546 amino acids.